Molecule: messenger RNA, 1027 nt
Organism: Nymphaea colorata (pocket water lily)
Lineage: Eukaryota; Viridiplantae; Streptophyta; Magnoliopsida; Nymphaeales; Nymphaeaceae
Product: auxin-binding protein T85
Exons: 5
Coding region: 243-833 (196 amino acids)
Molecular function (GO): auxin binding
Source: RefSeq, a predicted model, not a curated record
CCUCAAUAUCGGUUUUUCUUCGGAACUCGUUAUCUCCAGAAGGAUAUCUUUCCCCAGAAAACACUUGUAGCCCUUAGCACCGAUGCAGCAGAUGCGGGCUCACCUGACGACGGCCGGGAAUCUUGAUCAGGUGUAGUUUGUAUUCAAACACGAUCUUCAUAUAAGCUUGUCUUUGUCAAGAAGGGUGGCAGAAAGAUUAUUCGUCGUGACACCCACCGGGAGCACAGGGGAGACAGAAAGAGAUGGGUAGAUUUUCGACUGUUUUCCUCAUACCUCUCGUUUCACUGGUGCUGUGCCUGCAGAAAAUUAAUUCCCAAACUUCUUCCUGCUCAAUUAAAGCAUUUCCAUUGGUGAGGAACCUUACUGAUAUUCCAUCAAACAACUAUGGAAGAGAAGGCUUUUCACAUGUUACUGUUGCUGGAUUUGGCCUGCAUGGAAUGAAAGAGAUUGAAGUGUGGCUGCAGACAUUUUCUCCUGGUGCACGGACUCCCAUACAUAGGCAUUCUUGUGAAGAGGUCUUUAUUGUGCUUCAAGGCAGUGGAACUCUUCUUCUAGCCCCUAACUCACACAUGAAGUACCCAGGAGAGCCAGAAAAUCUACCUAUAUUUCCAAAUAGCACCUUUCAUGUUCCAGUCAAUGAUGUGCAUCAGGUCUGGAAUUCAAAUGAUUCUGGGGAUUUACAGGUGUUAGUUGUGAUAUCAAGACCACCAGUGAAAAUAUUCAUAUAUCAGGACUGGACCAUGCCUCAUAUUGCAGCAAAGUUGAAGUAUCCCUACUAUUGGGAUGAGGAAUGCCUUCAAACACCAAGCAAUGACCACAAAGACGAGUUAUGACAUGUUUUUGAGAAUCUCAGGGAGUUGAUUUUGAUCAACUGUCUGUUGGUAAAAAAUCUGAGGUAGUUUUCACUAACCAUGUAAGUUUGAUUUGAUUCCAUGCAUGUUUAACAAUGAGGGGAUGAGGACUUUUUUAACUUUGUCAGUGUAAACAAGAGAGGAUCAAUGUGGAGGGACAACAGCUUCUUUCAGAA